Plasmodium fragile is the source of this 2931-nucleotide messenger RNA. RefSeq lists its product as uncharacterized. The transcript is spliced from 8 exons. The coding region runs from base 1 to 2931 and encodes 976 amino acids. Lineage: Eukaryota; Apicomplexa; Aconoidasida; Haemosporida; Plasmodiidae. The record is from RefSeq and is a predicted model, not a curated record. Gene Ontology annotation, molecular function: zinc ion binding.
AUGACGAGUGUUAUGGCGGAGGUAGGAACUGGGAGGCUGCGUGGGGGAGGCAGUCAUUAUGCAAGCAACCGGGUGAACAACGGCGCUAACGGUACUGUCCGGGCAGGAGGGGACACCCAACUGAUGUUGAGGGCCGGUGUUGAUGAUCUGGCAAGAGGAAUAAUACGCAGUUUUUCCCCGAGGUAUAACGCAAAUGCUGUUACCCUCCCCUCGACUGAAAAGAAAAGCAAAUCAAAGGUGGACAUACACAGUGAAGGGAAUAGUGCUAUAGAGGAGGGAAUCUCCCGCACACAUAAUUGUUCGCAAAAAAAAAAUAACCACGGGGAUGAAAAAGGAAGGGAUGUGCGUGGAAGUAAAAAAAAAAUUUACAUUAACGGGAAAACGUGCGCAAAAAAAAGCGGCACACAAAAUGAUUAUGUCGUCAACGAAUGGAACAAUGAACAAAUAAAUUUUAAUUUAAAAAAUGAAGAAAUCAGUUUUUUUGGAGAGGACCAAAAUAACAAAAUGGAUUAUGCACACCUGCAUGGGAAACACAAGACUGUUCCAAAUAGGGAACAAAGGCGGCAGGGGGGUAGUGAAAAAAAGAUAACCAGCAAUGGUCACAUGGUUAGUGAAAUAAAGCAGAGCGCACACGUGGGGGAUAUGUCCAACCAAAAUUUGAGUGACAAAAAGGAUGGAAAAAGUGUUGAGGCGAACCAUGUGGACAGGGGGCAGCAGCAUAAGGGGACCCUCCAGCAGGGGAAGAGAAAUCAUUAUAGUGAUGGGAAAUUUGUGAGGGAACAACCAAAUGCAAAUUAUUAUAAUAGAUUCGAUUACGUCAAAAGGGAAAGGAUGGUGGACCAUUAUAAAAAGUUAGACGCUGUUUACUCCAGCCAUAGUGGAAGGAGCAAUCGCGAUUAUCAUCAAAGGGGUAGCUACCGGAACGAACCCAUUGGUAGGGGAACAAAGGAUAGGGGACAUCAUUACUACCCUAAAAGGAGAACCGACAAGGCGGCACAAGGAGGAAGGAGAGAGCAAAAUGGAAAUAUACAUAACAGCGGUGAUGCGGUUCCCUCCCCUUUGAAUAAUCCCCACACACACGGCAGCAACACGGACAUGAAUUACCCCAGUAACAUUGUGAAGAGAAGGGGAAGCGGAAAAAAUACCAACUGUAAUCACACUGGUGAACAUGAAAAGGGGGGAAGACAAAAAGAAGUACGUGGGGUUGAGGUGGACCAAUUGGUGGACUCAUUUCAACAAAAUUUUGCACACACAAAUGAAGUCCAUCAUCCCAGUCAGGGGAAAACAUAUUCCCAAUUUAAUCUGAACGAGAAAUCAGAAGAACAUUUCACUUAUAGUCUUCACGAAACCAAUGAGAAAAGUACCUCCACGCUGGCAAAUAAUUAUUUAAACGAAUCUAACCAAGUCAAUAUGGUUGCAAAUAUUUGUACAAGGGCUCUACUUGAAAAAGAAACUGAAAGAGGCCAAAGUGGGUCAUAUUAUAUUCAUCAGGAGGUGAAAAAUAAUGACGUGGUGGAAGUGUCAAGGCCAGAACCGAACGGGCAAAACAUGAAUAACGAUGUGGAGAAAAAGGACAACAUAAAUAAGACCCCCAAUGGAGGUACCUACCAGAAGGAUACCCCACCGAUGCGAGGUAGAGAAAAUGCGAAUGACAAUGUGAGGAAAUUGAAGAGAGAAGAAGAAAAAAAAAAAGUAAUGAACUGGAAGAUGGAGGAACAGACGCUGCUUGAGGAAGGGUUGAGGGUUUACAAGGAUUUAAAAAAUUGCCCAGAAAAAUGGGAAAAGGUUAGCGCAAUUGUGAAGACCAAGGGUCCAGAGGACUGCUUGAAGCGGUUCCUCUACUGCAGGUUCAUCGUUCUGAAGGAGAAGAAAAAGAUGGAGGAGAAGGAGCUGCAGGAACGGCAGAGCAAACUCCAACCGAACGCACAGAACGAAGCGAACGAACCGGAUGAGGAAGGCAAUGAGCAGGCCAAUAAUGAGGAGCUCGAGCAGGACAUUGACAGCGACGAUAUGAACAUAAACAACAAUGCCAACAUAACGGGGAAGAGUCUUGUGCUUGGAAACGUCCACAUUAAAAAUAUAUCGCUGUACAAGGCCAUCCAGUUGAAGCUACAGCUGCUUUGCACCCGGUGCUGCAACACAUUUGAUGUCACCACGACGAGCAAAGAUGCACCCCAGUUAGUUUGCACCUGCGUGAACUGCAGCAGCAAUGCUGUUGUGGAAGUGUACAGAAAUAUUUGCUUCAUGGAGAACAGUUGCGUGUGUGUUUUGAAGUUUAACCAGUGCUCGCUGAUGGACUUGUUAAGUGGGGAUUACAGUGUGAAUUGCGACAGCUGCGGGAGGAAGAGCAUCCUGAAGAAUGUCACUUCAGGAAAAGAAAUGCACAUCAACUGCCAGAAGUGCUUCACCAAGCUGGAGUUCAAAUACAGCGGUUUCUCUUUUGACGAGAUAGUUAGCGCAAACAAUGCCGCGAUAAAAAAAAUCGAUGACAUGAUAAACAAACUUUUCACGAAAAAAAAGUCCAACAAAAAGGCUGUACCUACACCGAACAAUUUGAAGAUAGAAAAAUUCAAAAACGUUAUAAAAGUAAAUAAUAUAGAAGUGAAGGAUGGUGCGUGCAAGCAUUUUAAAAAGUCCCAUCGCCUCUUCAAAUUCCCCUGUUGUAACAAGAUAUUUCCGUGCCCCACUUGCCAUGAUUUAAAUAGCAACCACGAAUGUGGCAUUGCCAAGAGAGUCAUUUGCGGAUUCUGUUUCCGUGAAUUUGAUGAUGAUGAUGUGUGUGUAUGUCAGCGGGACAAGAAGACGAAGAAAGGCGGGAACUUCUGGGAGGGAGGAAAAGGAUGCCGCAACGCAAUCACGCUAAGCAAAAAUGACUCCAAAAAGUACAAGUUGUUGAACCGGCAAACUGUGCAGAAGAAAAAGAAGAAGUAG